This is a messenger RNA of Chlamydomonas reinhardtii, 6813 nucleotides long. RefSeq lists its product as uncharacterized. The transcript is spliced from 7 exons. NCBI's taxonomy places the organism in Eukaryota, Viridiplantae, Chlorophyta, Chlorophyceae, Chlamydomonadales, Chlamydomonadaceae. Bases 176 to 5215 code for a protein of 1679 amino acids. The record is from RefSeq and is a predicted model, not a curated record.
GACAGGAGAAAUAUCCGCAAUCGAGGCCAUGCUCCCAUGCUCAGCGCCCUUGACCCUUUAACUGCCAAUUUUUCCGCCUUUGACUUCAUUCCAAUAGGCGCAGUUAGAGCGUGUACAAGCAGACUUCAGGCGCAUCUAAAAUGCUUCCAUAGAUGAUUCACUGCGUCUACCAGAAAUGGACACGCCAUGGAGAAGUUUACGAGUUUUUCUCUACGGCUCGGGGCCAGACGCGCUCGUCCUCGCAACAACCCUUGCGCGCGACGGCUUCCGAUGCUGCGUUGUGGAGCCCACAAGCCAAGUUGGCGGGUCAUGGCUUGGGUCCGCAAGAGCUGGUCCGCCGCUGCAGGCGGAUGGCAGCCCGCCGCUCCUGCUGCUGGGAUUCCCAAUGCACCCCCAUGCCGCCGUCGCGACGCCGUCAGGCGAUCCGCAUGGGUGCGCCGCGGCCGAGCUGCCGCGUGAGGAGGUGUUUGGGCACCUACAGCGGUACGCCGCACGUACCGGGCUGCUGCCGUGCGUACGGCUGCACACGCGUCUGGUGCGCGCCCGCUACACGCGCAUGAACAGCGAGUGGCGGCUGGGGCUGCGGGACGAGGUCACGGGCAGGAGCUGGCAGUGCUCGGCGGAUGUGCUGGUGCUGUGCCGCAGCUCGGUGGCGGCGCCGCGUCCGCCGCCGCCACUGCCGGGCCAGCACCAGUUCGAGGGGCGGGUCGUGGAGGUGGAGGCGUCGUCGGAUGCGGCCGCGGUGAGGCAAUUGGACUCACGGCUCGACGGCAAGCAUGUCGUGAUUCUCGUCCACCCCAUGGGCGCCGCAAAUGGCCAUCACCGGCGGUCAACUGCUGCCGGCGCCGGCACAGCAGCCGUGGCCACAGGCAAGGGAAGCUGCGGACUGCAGUCGCCUACUAGUGAACCGCGGGUGAUGACGAUUCCUCCGCAUCUGCCGGUGUCGCCAACGACGGAGGCCGCCAGGCGCCUGUGCCUUGCGGCUGUGAAGCACGUGGGCGCGGGCGGCAGUGUGACACUGGUACUUGAAGAGGAGCGGGUCUCUGUGGGCACCACGUGCACCAGUGCCACCAGCGAACUGGCGGCGGCCUGGGCCGGCAGCGCCCCUGCCAAGCCAGGCAGGGGCCCUACAGGGAGUGAUACAAAGCAGCUGCAGGAGCAGCAGGAGCAGCGGGAGCAGCAGGAGCAGAAGCAGAUGCGGCCACCUGCUACCGGACCUGCCGGCAUUCCCGGCAAAGCCCUGUUCAGCAGCUGCUUUGGUGGUGCGUGCUUUGGGGGCGACCGUGUUGUCGAGUCGGCGCAGCCGCCCGCACCUGCGACACCGGUUGUGGGUGGCCACAACGCAAGCCAGCCUGUGGCCGGUAAGGCAGCCGCUGCCGUCAGGGUGGCAGCAGCAGCUGGCGAAAUGGCAGAGGCAGCCAUGGGUGCUGGCGCUGUCAUGGACGGCGACUGCGGGGACGGGGAGGUUGCGGAGAAGGUCAAGGAGCCUCGCGCGAGCACCUGCACCUCGGGCUCCUCCGCCGCGCCCCAGGAAUGGGUGGCGGAGCUGGAGGUCGCAGGCGCACAGCUGGUGCUCGGAUACCCGGCGGCACUGCAGAGCGGCUGCCUGGCCCUGGCUGACGGGUCCGAGCUCCCGGCGGACGUGCUCUUCGUCGUCUACACCAACAGCGCCGCAGCGUCACAGCCGCCGCCCCGGCCCUCGCAGCCUACCUGUACAGCCUUACCAACCCCGCAGAGGGCGGGUGCGACACUCGAGGAGACGAUGCACAUCGAUCUCCGGUUCCUGGAGAGCGGCGGCACCGGCGGCGGCACCAGCGGCGGCACCGGCGGCGGCACCGGCGGCGGCACCGGCGGCGGCGCAGCGCGGCAGCGCGGCGGCCCCACGCCCGCCGCGCCGGGCAACGGCGUCGCUGCCACCAGCACCUUGGGCGGCCUGCCUUCCGCUGCCUCGCUGUCCUCCUUCCGCAAGCUGCACUCCCACCUCAGCCUGUACAGCCUGGCGGCUGGGGCCGACUCAUUCGACUCGCGUGUGGAGCCCCCGGAGCGGUCCGUGCGGAAUGGGGCCGCAGCUGCUGGUGGUGGCGGCGGUGGUGGCGACGUGAUAGGCGACUUGUACCGCGGCCUGGUGUGCACAAGUGAGGCGGCGCCCAACCUAGUGUUGUUUGGGGAGGUCCGGCCCCGGGACCACUGCGCAGUGACGGCCGCGCUGCAGGCGGGCUGGCUGGCAGCGUCCCUGAGCGCCGUGGCCGAUGCCGCCGCGGGCGCGGCGGCAGGCGCAGGCGCCGACAGCGAUGCAGGCCGCUGCGGUGACGGCGCCAGCCGGCGGCACAGCCGCAUGACACCCGCUGUCAACAGCACCGCAGCUGCGCCGCAUUUCCACAUCAAGCAGCCCGGCCCAGCGGAAGCGGCGUCGGACGCUGCGAAGCGUGCGGCGUUGGGGCUGCACACGCCACUGCUAGGACGGCCGCACGGUACGACCGAGCAGCUGGCCUCGUACCAGCGGCUGCUCCUGCGAGACAUGGGCCUCCGGGCGAAGCCGGCGGCGGCGCCCGGUGGCACGCUCAACACGCUCAAGCAGACGCUGUUGAAGCUUGUGCCGAGCGGAAAGGUCGCUGUGGCCGGCGACCGCCAGCCGCUGGCGCCACGCCAGGCGGCGCGGCUGUUGCGCGUGCGGCCACCGCCGCACAUGACACGUGACGAGUUCCUAGAUGCUGUGGAGCAGCACGAGGCCAUGCAGCAGCAGCAUCUGCACCAGCAGAUGCAGGGCGCAGCGGCGGGCGCGGCGGUGUGGGGCGCGGCCUCGGCGGCGGCUGUCGCCAUCUUGGCGGGCGGGGUUCCGGACGGCGACCGGGGGAGUCUGGCGUCGCGCGGCGUCAGCGGCGGGCUGUUGCAUCACGACCGCGACUCGCGAGCGACGUCUGGUCGGGGGACGCCCACCACCGUGUGCAGCACACGGCUGUCGCUUGUUGCUGAUGUGGAUGCUGCGGACUUCGAGGCUUCCGCCUUCGCCGCCGCUGCCGCUCACCUCGGGACGCUGAUGGCAGCAGGCGGCUCGCCACUGCGGCCCCCCACGAGCGUUCGCUCCCCGAGCGGCGGCUUAGGCCCAGGCCCAGGCCCAGGCGCGGGACUGCGCUCCGUCUCCGCAUCUGUACCUGGGUUUGGCAGCCGCGCCAGUCUGCAGCUCAGCCGCAGGUCGUCCCUGUGCCGCUCCCCGCUCGCACCCGCGCAGCAGCAGCUGUCGCCCCCAGGUACGGGUGCAGCGUCGCCUUGCUGGGAGAGCCCAAGCCGCCUCCCGCGUCAGCAGCACCAACAACAGCAGCAACAGCAGCAACAGCCGCAGCUGGCGCUGCUGCGGCAGGCCAGCAAUUCGGCGCACACCGGCGGCACGGGCUCGCCGCCCCUCGGCGCCGCCUCGCCCAGCGGCAGCACGCGGCACCACAGCAUCAGCGGCCGACUGUCCCACUCCAUGCUACAGCAGGCACUAGCAGGAGGAGGGGUCGGCGGCGGGCCGGCGUCUCUGUGCUCGGCCUCUCCAGCGGUGCAGCGGCAGCGUUCGCAGCGCACCAGCGCCUCGGGCCUGCUGCUGCUGGAGGCCGCUGCAGGCCGCAGCUCAGCAGCCGCGGCCGCGGCGGCCAUCCUGCGGCGCGAGCGCAGCCGCAGUAAUGCAGGCAAUGGCUCACCGGUGUCAGCUGCAUACACGACGGCGGCGGGCGCGGAGCGCGGCAGUGGUGGAGGCAUUCCGGCUGGCCGCGGGCCCAGCGGCAGUGGCAGCCUGCUAAUGGCUGCAGCGUACGGCGCGGCAGGCAGCCGCAACAACAGCAGCCGCCACCUGCGCCGCGGAGCCAGCGGAACAGGCAGCGGUGGGGGCGGAGGGGGGGCCGGAGGCGGCGGUGGAGUUAGUGGUGGGGGCGCCGACGGCCUGGUGGUAUCUACAUCGGCUGCAGGCCUCUCAAUCUCGUUAGUUGAGGCGGGCGAUGUGUUUGUGGAGGUUGGGGGAGCCGAGGAGCUGAUUGCCGGCCUGCCGGUCGGCGCAGCCGGCGCUGGAAGGGCGGCGACAGGCCGCAUCGUUACCCCGGACGCGCAGCAACAUGGGCAGCCGCCCUGGGAUUGGGAGGCGCGGCCGGUGCCGCUCCAGUCGCCCGGUUCCAGCUCGGCGCCGAUGGGUGGACUGGGUGCCGGCGGCCGCAGCCCAGCCGCCGACCUCUUCUCCAUUACCGAGCACCGACACGAGGAGACCGGUGGCGAGGCCCCCGUCAGCCAGAGCUACAGCCAAGGCAUCAGCCACAACAGCGGCCGUCAUAUGGCUGUAGCAAGCGUAGCGGUGGCGGCGGCGGCUGCGGCGGCGGCUGCAGCUGACGCGGGCAUGGAGGCGGGUGAUGCGCCGGCCCGCAUCAUCGCCUGCUUGCCUGCGCCUCCUCCUGCCAGCCUUUACGAGAGGCGCUCCGAUGUGUCCGGCGGCGUGUCCUCAUACUGGUCGCCAGGACGGCGGGCACCCCUGUCGUCUGCUCCCGGCACGGCUCCUACAGGUGCAGGCAGCCGGCGCGCAUCCGAUCUCCAACUCACGCUGUCGUCGCCGCCGUUGCAGCCGCUGCACCGGGAUGGCCACAUCAGCCCCUCAGCCGGAGUGACCCGCUCGCCCACGGGUCAGUCGCCCACGGGGCAUUGCGGCCGAGGGAUGGGGCCUCAGGGGUACAGUGUGACGUCCCUGCCGUCCACAGGGCCCCUGCCCAGUGGAGGCCUGCCGAGCGCCUCAUUCACGCGACCCCCCAGCCGACUGUCAAUUGCGGGUGUGUCGGGUGUGCUGCACCCGUUCCCCGCAGUUGGCUCGCCGCCGGCGCAGCUCACGCUUCACAUGCCAGCGACCUCACCAGCAGGAAGUAUGCAGCAACAGCAACAGCGGCGGCGCACCACCAUAGGUGCAAUCGGCCUCGGCACCGCGUUUGCUGCCAGCGCCGGUGCGGUGGCAGCCGCGGUGGCGACAGGGGCAGGGCCCACCCGGCAAGCGGGUGUGCGGCAAAGCGAGCAGGGUUGUGCGGCGGCGGCUGCAUGUGUAUACGAGGCCCGAAGCGACGGUGGAGGCGCUGCCGCAACCUGCGACAGCGCGGCGUCAUUGCCGCUGCAGCGGCAGGUGGACCAAGCAGCAGCAGCAGCGCUGGCUGCUGGCACACGGCCCAGCUUAUCGGCGGCGCUGAACGCAUUCCUGCGGCCACCGUGAUCCAGCUAGCGCCGGACACGCCAGCGGGCCGCAGGGCACGCCGAUGGCCCCCGCGCGCCGCCCUUCGAGGCCCCGACGCCGGACUUAGCCGCGGCAGAAUGUGAUGCUGUAUGCGGCAGGUUGGUGCUGGCAGCGGCCGCGGGAGACGGUGCGGCAGCCGCAACCAUGUCGAGCAGUAGCGCACUGGCGUCAGUGGCAUGGCAACUUUGAGGCAGCUGGGCGCGCCAUCCGCAGCUGCUGGGCCCGCCGGGCCGGCGGAGCUUGCCUGGGCGGCUGUGGCUGCCGCGGCAGUUGCGGCUGCAGGCCAUGCACGGCACGGCGGUUGGGGCGAGUCCUCGCCACGGUGCUGCCAGCUGGUGUCUGACUGCAACGCAGAGGCGGUUGAGAGCGAGGCCGGUAUUAGCGUGGGCCCGAGCAGCCGUGCUCCUACUUACUCUUAAGCACUUGCCGCAACGGGGUUUGGGCUCGGAGCCCAUCAUCGAGGCACGGUUGCUGAGCCGUUAGCUGGGAUAAGUCGGACGCAUCAGACAUAAGCGGUACGGGACAUCCCAUACAGGCAGGCACCGGCAAGCAGGCUUCGCGCGCUGAAGUAUGAUGUUAGCAGGGGAAGCCAAGCCCCAGUCCAAGAAGGGAUGUCUUUGACGCGUUGCUACAGGGCACUUCUGCAGUGCCGGCGGACAUGCAUGUUUGGUAUAGUGAAUUGCGUAUGCUUGUACAUAUGGAAAUGGCAGGAAGGCUUGUGAACACGGUAUGGUAAGUCUAGAAUGCUCGGAUGUGGAUGCAAUCAACAUCCGGUGCCUGACGUGAAUGUAUGAUACCUUGCGGCAAUUCUUGUGACGUCCAUUGAGGGUCUGAUACUCGCGCAUCAGGUUCGCCCGUGCAUACCGUUUCCUGGACCAGGGGGCCUUCAACACAAUUGACUGAGGUACUGAGCGCUGGGCGGUGCUGGAGCAAGCCCCCGCUGGAAGAGAGCUGCAAGUGCUCGUGUGGGUUGCCAGUGAGCGAUGGGAUGUAUAUAACCGGGUGCUGUGAAAUUCUACUGUUUGCGCCAGGCACUGUGAAUGGUCAUGUCUGAGACCAAGAGUGUCGAGCACAUGAAAGCUGUGUGUUACAGGUUGCCGGACUUCUUUAACCUUCCUUACAACUGCAAGAGCUCAGAAGUUGAUGCUGGCGGGUUGCUGCCCAUCUGCUGCUCGGCAGGACGUCAGGAGACCGUGACAGCAGAGGAGUAGCUGCUUCAGACAGGCAGCUGCUUCAGACGUAUGGAUGCGCGGCACGUACAAACUACGAUUAAUGCACGAGAUGCGGCCGGGAUGAUACGUUCCUCAUUUUGCAUGGUGGCACGGUGGCUGUCACCUUCCGACCACACUACCACAUACCGGUAGCUAGAUAUUUAUGUGAAUUGUGGACCUUUGACAACCAACAUGUGCAUGUGCCGUCAUAAUGACGACAAGCCUGCAGCAUCCACACGGCAUUAUCCGGAACGUUGGGUAUUGACUCCUAUGUCCUUGUCUGCAAGUCUCAAAGGUCCGGUUGAAAGACCUUCAGAUAGACGUCCCGUUUCCUUGCACUGCAUGCACUCCUGUAAAACCUCAUGG